AUGGCUGUAGAUUCUAGGGUUGGUGUUCUGGUCAGGAAGUCUAAUGGUUGCAAUACAUUGACUUUACUCUUUCUAAUUGUUUCUUGUUCAAAAAAAAUAUCCUAUCUACACGGAGAUGUUCAAAGACCAAGUUCCAAUAUGAGAAGGAAAGCAGUUAUAAAAUUCCAUAAAUUCUAUCUUCACGGGGGUGUUAUGAAGUGUUCGGAAGUUGGAAUUGAAACUUCUUUAUAUCUAAAGAUCACAUACUAUUGCGAUUGGAGUGCAUUUGCAAAUUUGGCCCUCCAAUAUGUAUGGGGAUUUUGA
Messenger RNA from Ilex paraguariensis (yerba mate), 303 nucleotides. The record is from the annotation of a GenBank genome assembly. Lineage: Eukaryota; Viridiplantae; Streptophyta; Magnoliopsida; Aquifoliales; Aquifoliaceae.